AUGAGUGCGGCUGCUGAUAAAAAGCCACUUGUUCUUGAAAACACUUCUCGUAGAGAUGCUCUUAUUGAGAUUGAAAAGAAGUACCAGAAGGUCUGGAAGGAUGAGAAGGUAUUUGAGGUCAACGCCCCAACCUUCGAUGAAGCCAAGUUCGGAGAGCCCUCCGAAGAUUUGGAGGCAAAGUUCCCCAAGUACUUCAGCAGCAUGGCUUAUCCAUACAUGAACGGUGUUCUGCAUGCAGGUCACUGUUUUACUCUUUCCAAGGUUGAGUUUGCUGUUGGAUUUGAGCGUAUGAGAGGAAAGCGUGCUCUUUUUCCACUGGGAUUCCACUGUACUGGUAUGCCUAUCAGUGCAUCUGCUGAUAAGCUUGCCAGAGAGGUCGAACAAUUUGGUGCUGAUUUCUCCGGAGCUCCAGCUGCUGAUUUGGAAGAGGCUCCCAAGAAGGAAGAGCCAAAGGCCGCUCGUGAGGACGUUUCAAAGUUCACUGCUAAGAAGUCCAAGGCUGUUGCCAAGCAAGGCCGUGGAAAGUACCAGUUCGAGAUAAUGCAACAACUGGGAAUUCCGACGGAGGAAAUUUCUAAGUUUGCUGACCCAUACCAUUGGCUCACGUUCUUUCCCCCAGUUACUGAGCAUGACGUGACCUCGUUUGGUGCCCGUGUCGAUUGGCGUCGUUCCAUGAUUACCACUGACAUGAACGCUUACUACGAUGCCUUCGUCAGAUGGCAAAUGAACCGCCUCAAGGACUUGGGAAAGAUCAAGUUUGGAGAGAGAUACACCGUGUACUCUAUCAAGGAUGGACAACCAUGUAUGGACCACGAUAGACAGACUGGUGAGGCCGUUACUCCACAGGAGUACACUGGAAUCAAGAUCCAGAUCACCGAGUUUGCCGCAAAUGCGCAGGAGACCAUUUCCAAGGCUGGUGUUUCUACUGAUGGAAAGAAGUUCUUUCUGGUUGCUGCCACUUUGAGACCUGAAACCAUGUAUGGCCAGACCUGUUGUUUCGUCUCUCCAAAGAUUAAAUACGGUAUCUUUGAUGCUGGAAACGGCAACUACUACAUUUGCACCGAGCGCUCGUUCAAGAACAUGUGCUACCAGAAGCUGACACCAAAGCGUGGUGACUUCUCCUCCGUUCUUGAUAUCCAGGGUUCUGACUUGAUCGGAUCCAAGAUCCACGCUCCUUUGUCCAAGUACCCUGAGCUGAGAGUCUUGCCCAUGGAGACUGUUUUGGCCUCUAAGGGUACCGGUGUUGUCACAUGUGUUCCAUCCGACUCCCCAGAUGAUUUCAUCACCAUGAAGGAUCUUUACAACAAGCCUGAGUACUACGGCAUUGAGAAGGAGUGGGCCGACGUUGAGGCUGUGGCCAUCGUCAAGACCGAGAAGUACGGUGAAAAGUGUGCAGAGUUUUUGGUCAACGAACUGAAGAUAAACUCUCCAAAGGACUCCGUACAACUUGCUAAGGCCAAGGAGUUGGCUUACAAGGAAGGUUACUACAACGGUGUUAUGUUGCUUGGGAAAUACGCUGGUGAGAAGGUUGAGGCUGCUAAGCCAAAGGUCAAGGCCGAUCUUGUUGCAUCUGGUGAUGCCUUCGUUUAUAACGAGCCUGAAUCCCUGGUUGUUUCCCGUUCUGGUGACGAGUGUAUCGUUUCUCUGGAAGACCAGUGGUACUUGGACUACGGCGAAGAGCACUGGAAGGCCCAAGCCAUCGAUGCUCUUCACAGCAUGAACACUUUCAGUUCUGAGAGUGAGAAUGCUUUUGAAGGUGUCUUGGACUGGCUGAGAAACUGGGCCGUUUCCAGAUCGUAUGGUCUCGGAACCAGGAUCCCAUGGGAUCCAAAGUGGUUGGUCGAGUCUCUUUCGGACUCCACUGUCUACCAGUCUUUCUACACAAUCAACCACUUGCUCCACACCGACUACUAUGGUAAGGACAUUGGUCCUUUGGGAAUCACUCCCGAGGAGAUGACCGAUGAAGUGUUUGACUACGUCUUCUGCCGUCGCGAUGACAUUGAGUCAUCCAUCCCAGUCGAGAAAUUGAACAUCAUGCGCAGAGAAUUUGAGUACUUCUACCCAUUGGAUGCUUCUGUCUCCGGUAAGGACUUGAUUCCAAACCAUUUGACUUUCUUCAUCUAUGUCAAUGUUGCUCUGUUCCCAAAGAAAUUCUGGCCAAGAGGUAUCCGUACCAACGGUCACUUGUUGCUGAACAACGCAAAGAUGUCCAAGUCCACUGGUAACUUCCUCACUUUGGAACAGAUCGUCGAGAAGUUUGGUGCUGAUGCUUCGCGUAUUGCCCUUGCUGAUGCUGGUGACACCAUUGAGGAUGCCAACUUUGACGAGAGUAAUGCCAACGCCGCCAUCUUGAGAUUGUAUAACCUGAAGGAAUGGUCCGAGGAGGUGGUCAAAUCCACCAGCUUGCGUACCGGUGCGUACGACCCAUUUUUCGACAAGGCAUUUGAGAACGAGAUGAACUCAUUGAUAGAAGAGACCUACAAGCAGUACGAGUUGACCAACUACAAGAAUGCUUUGAAGUCGGGUCUGUUCGACUACCAGUACGCCCGUGACUUCUACCGUGAAUCUACUUCCACCAUCGGAAUGCACAAGGACCUUGUUCUGCGUUACAUCGAGACCCAAGUCCUUCUGCUUGCUCCAGUUGCCCCACAUUUUGCCGAGUACAUCUACCGUGACGUUUUGGGCAAGGAAGGCUCUAUCCAGACUGCAAAGUUCCCUACGGUGAGCGAACCAGUCUCCAAGAGCAGACUCGAUGCCCUGGAGUAUGUCCGUAACAUGUCGAGAGCGAUCAGAGAGGCCGAAGGUGCUGCUUUGAAGAAGAAGAAGGGCAAGAACGCCGACGUGGAUCCUUCCAAGCCAGCAGUCUUGACUCUGUACGUUGCGACAAAGUUCCCAGACUGGCAAGAUCAGUACAUCGAGCUUGUUCGUGAGGCCUUCGCCAAGCAGAGUCUCAACGACAAUGCCUUUUUCAAGGAGAAGACCGGUAAGGAUAUGAAGCGUGCCAUGCCUUUCAUAUCUGAGUUGAAGAAGCGUUUGGCUGUGGAAUCAGCAGAGAAGGUGUUCAACAGAGAGCUUUCGUUUGACGAGGCCGGCACGGUCAAGGCCGUUUUGGAGGUCUUGAAGAAGGCUGCUGUUGCUGUCGACGUGAAGGAGAUCAGAGCUGUUUCGUUUGAGAGCGGUUCCAAGGUCGGUACGGACAUCGUUACUGGAGAAAAGGUUGAGAUAACCGUUACUGGUAAGACCAUAGAUUCGGCUGUCCCAGGUGAGCCUGGCAUCACCGUUUUCAACUUAUAA
Messenger RNA from Kuraishia capsulata CBS 1993, 3294 nucleotides. RefSeq lists its product as uncharacterized. The coding region runs from base 1 to 3294 and encodes 1097 amino acids. Gene Ontology annotation, biological process: leucyl-tRNA aminoacylation. Lineage: Eukaryota; Fungi; Ascomycota; Pichiomycetes; Pichiales; Pichiaceae. The transcript has 2 exons. The record is from RefSeq and is a predicted model, not a curated record. Gene Ontology annotation, molecular function: ATP binding; leucine-tRNA ligase activity; aminoacyl-tRNA deacylase activity.